AUGAAAGAACCAAAGAAGCGAGGGGAGCAAGCCUCGGGGGACCCUGUGGCUGCUCGCCCCCCCGUAGACGAGAAGAACGAAGAGAAGCCCGCCCCCGCCGCAGAGAAAAAGGAGGGAAAAAAAGGCAAGUAUCGACGAGACAAACCUUGGGACACAGACGAUGUCGAUCACUGGAAAAUUGAGGAGUUCAAACCGGAACACAACCCCGGGGGCAUGCUGGAGGAAAGCAGCUUCGCCUGUUUGUUUCCGCAGUACCGCGAGAAAUACUUGAAGGAAGUAUGGCCCGAAGUGAAGCGAGCUCUCGGCCAGCACUUUGUGAAGGCUGAACUCGACUUAGUCGAAGGUUCCAUGACUGUACGCACGACGAAGAAAACGUACGAUCCGUACAUCAUCAUCAAGGCGCGCGACAUGAUCAAGCUCCUCGCGCGGAGUGUCCCCAUCGCGCAAGCGCGGAAAAUUCUCGAUGAUGGAAUGUUCUGCGACAUCAUCAAGAUCGGUGGCAUGGUCAGAAACAAAGAAAAGUUCGUAAAAAGACGGCAGCGGCUAGUGGGCCCUAACGGCUCGACCCUGAAAGCCAUCGAACUCCUCACUAAGUGCUACGUCCUCGUUCAAGGCCAAACCGUCUCGGUUAUGGGCACUCACAAAGGAAUCAAAGUUGUUCAGCGCCUGGUAGAAGACUGCAUGAAGAACAUCCACCCUGUGUACCACAUAAAGGAGUUGAUGAUUAAGCGCGAACUGGAGAAGGAUCCCGCGCUCGUCGCGGAGAACUGGGAACGAUUUCUUCCUCAAUUCAAGAAGCGUAACGUCCAGCGAAAGGCUCGGCGCGCGGAAGUGAAGAAGAAGAACAAGAGCCUCUUCCCCCCCGAGCAGACGCCGAGGAAGGAGGAUCUGCUGCUCGAAUCUGGCGAGUACUUUGUCACGGAGGAACAGAAACAGAUGAAGAAGGCGAAGGAAGUGCUCGAAAAGCGGGAGCUGCGAACAGCCGAGCGAAAACGCGAGCGGCAGAGAGCCUUCGAACCAUCCGCGGAGAACUCUGCCAAGAAGCGUCGAGCGAACUUCUCGGAUGCUGCAGGGGACAACGACUCAACGGAUUCCGCGUCGGUCGCGGCGAUCGCAGAACGCCUGCAAGCACAAAAGAAGAAAGGAGCGAAGAAGUCAGGAGGAGGUGCAGCUCACUUGCUCUGA
Neospora caninum is the source of this 1185-nucleotide messenger RNA. RefSeq names its product putative ribosomal RNA assembly protein. Gene Ontology annotation, molecular function: RNA binding. The record is from RefSeq and is a predicted model, not a curated record. The transcript has 11 exons. Gene Ontology annotation, cellular component: nucleolus; small-subunit processome. The coding region runs from base 1 to 1185 and encodes 394 amino acids. NCBI's taxonomy places the organism in Eukaryota, Apicomplexa, Conoidasida, Eucoccidiorida, Sarcocystidae.